Molecule: messenger RNA, 1035 nt
Organism: Vicia villosa (hairy vetch)
Lineage: Eukaryota; Viridiplantae; Streptophyta; Magnoliopsida; Fabales; Fabaceae
Exons: 1
Coding region: 1-1035 (344 amino acids)
Biological process (GO): DNA repair
Molecular function (GO): DNA binding; endonuclease activity
Source: RefSeq, a predicted model, not a curated record
AUGAUCAUUGGGUCCUUUAACAUUAGAGGGGGAUGCAGCUUGGUUAAGCGAAGAAGAAUCAAUCAAAUUAUUAGUAAAGGAAAGGCGGAUGUGUUUUUGAUGCAGGAAACUAAGAUGAAAUCGUGUUCUGACUCCACUGCGAAGAGCUUCUGGCGGAAAGCUGAUGUCGAUUAUUUGGUGUCCGACUCAGAAGGUAUGUCUGGAGGCUUGAUUAUUCUUUGGAAUUCUGCUAAACUGGAGGUUAUUUGUAGUUUUAGGGGAACAGGUUUCCUGGGAAUUAAGGUGUUGUGGCAGGAUAGUUUUAUAUACAUUUGUAAUGUUUAUUCUUCGUGCGAGCUUCCUUUGAAGAGAGAGCUUUGGAGGAAUCUUCCUGAUCCGAAGGACAAACACAGAGAUGGAGAUUGGAUUAUUGGCGGUGAUUUCAACGCCGUGAAAAACAGAGGGGAAAGGAAGGGUUUGACUGAAGGAGGAGGUAGGGUAGAAUGGGAGGAAUUUUCCAGCUUUAUAAACGAUUUAGGUUUGGAGGAUGUUCCAUGUAAAGGCAAAAAAUUCAGCUGGUUCAGCGGUGAUGGUAAGUCAAAGAGUCGGUUAGAUCGUUUCUUAAUGUCUAGUAAAAUCAUCAACUUGUGGGGAGUCGUUGGUCAAGAAAUUGGAGAGAGAGACAUAUCGGAUCAUUGUCCUAUAUGGAUUGUGGCGGACAAGUCGGAUUGGGGCCCAAAACCUUUCAAGUUCAAUAACGAGUGGUUCCAACACAAGGAUUUCAUAGGUUAUGUUGAGAGGGAAUGGAAGGCUAUGGAAGUGUAUGGUCGUGGUGAUUUUGUGUUGAAGGAGAAAUUGAGUCGCCUUAAAAACAAAUUACGAUGGUGGAAUAUCAACGUUUUCGGGAAGAUUGAUCUAAAUUUGGAGGAGGGGGUCAAGGAGAUAAAUGAUCUAGAUAAUCAAUGUUUAAAUGAGGAGGUUGAUCCGGAGGAUAGAAGGAGGGCAAAUAGGAAGUUUUGGACAAAUCUCAAAAUUAGAGAGAACAUGUUAAUAUAA